AACAACCAUCGAACUGAUCCGAUCGGCAUCAUCGCAGCACAUAUGCUCCAGCCCCUUUCUCAGACUCUCAGUUCUCCAACUCCAAGUCCAACCCGGCAACCCCCAUUGCCCUGCGUCGCCUCCUCCCCCCCGCCGCUAAUUGCUCUGUCUUGACCUCUUUGACCAAAUGGCCAUGGCCGCGCUCAGACGAGAGGGGAGGCGUCUCGCGCCUCUGAUCUCCCCCCAAUCAAUCACUGCUGUCCGAUCCUCUCUCAUCUCUCAGGAGCAGGCCCCCCUGGGAUUGCGCUCAAUCUCAACUCAGAUUGUCAGAAACCGGAUGAAGAGUGUGAAGAAUAUCCAGAAAAUUACAAAGGCAAUGAAAAUGGUUGCAGCUUCGAAGCUUAGAGCGAUUCAAGUUAGAGCUGAAAACUCACGUGGCCUGUGGCAGCCAUUUACUGCCCUUCUUGGUGACACUCCCAGUGUUGAUGUGAAGAAGAAUGUCAUUGUUACCAUUUCUUCAGACAAAGGUCUUUGUGGUGGAAUCAACUCUACAUCAGUCAAGACAAGCAAGGCUCUGAAGAAGUUGACUGCUGGCCCCGACAAAGAAACAAAAUACGUUGUUUUGGGGGAAAAAGCAAAAGCUCAAUUGAUACGUGACUCGAAGAAGGAUAUCGAGUUAUCCAUAACUGAGUUGCAAAAGAAUCCUUUGAAUUAUACGCAGGUCUCUGUUCUGGCAGAUGACAUUUUAAAGAAUGUUGAAUAUGAUGCCUUGAGGAUUGUCUUCAACAAGUUCCAGUCAGUUGUCUCAUUUCUUCCCACUGUGGCAACUGUUUUAUCUCCUGAGGCUGUGGAGAAAGAGGCUGAAUUUGGGGGAAAGCUUGGUGAACUAGACUCCUAUGAGAUUGAAGGUGGUGAAACAAAGUCAGAAGUACUCCAGAAUCUUGGGGAGUUCCAAUUCUCUUGUGUCUUGUUCAAUGCGGUGUUGGAGAAUGCGUGCAGUGAACAAGGAGCAAGGAUGUCUGCUAUGGAUAGCUCAAGCAGAAAUGCAGGCGACAUGCUUGAUCGACUCACCCUCACUUACAACAGAACUCGACAAGCAUCUAUUACUACCGAAUUGAUUGAGAUUAUAUCUGGAGCAUCAGCCCUUGAGGGCUAAUUGCAGAAACCCUACUUGUAAUUUAUCAGACGGUGAUGAAAUAACAUGGAAGUGGGGGCUUUCCUUGAACUUCAUGGUGCUAGUUUCUGAAGAGUUUUUCCUCUUUUUUUUUUGGUCAAGCUACUCCAAUAAUUACCCAGGGUUAAUCUCCUUACUCGGAGUGUUAAAUCAUAUUUUUUGAUGGUUUUAAACUUUCAAUUGAAUUGUGAUUCUGCUCGUUUUCAA
Carya illinoinensis is the source of this 1360-nucleotide messenger RNA. RefSeq names its product ATP synthase subunit gamma, mitochondrial. Gene Ontology annotation, biological process: proton motive force-driven ATP synthesis. The transcript has 10 exons. The record is from RefSeq and is a predicted model, not a curated record. Gene Ontology annotation, molecular function: proton-transporting ATP synthase activity, rotational mechanism. Lineage: Eukaryota; Viridiplantae; Streptophyta; Magnoliopsida; Fagales; Juglandaceae. Bases 167 to 1135 code for a protein of 322 amino acids.